This is a messenger RNA of Nymphaea colorata (pocket water lily), 1849 nucleotides long. RefSeq names its product protein DETOXIFICATION 55. The record is from RefSeq and is a predicted model, not a curated record. Lineage: Eukaryota; Viridiplantae; Streptophyta; Magnoliopsida; Nymphaeales; Nymphaeaceae. Gene Ontology annotation, biological process: xenobiotic detoxification by transmembrane export across the plasma membrane. The coding region runs from base 111 to 1589 and encodes 492 amino acids. Gene Ontology annotation, cellular component: membrane. Gene Ontology annotation, molecular function: antiporter activity; xenobiotic transmembrane transporter activity. The transcript has 3 exons.
GCACGUAGAAUCUACCCUCUGCCCAUGCACUAUAUAAAUCCCCUUACUCGCAUUUAUGAGUUCAACACCUCUCUCUCGCUCUCAUACACACACAACUUUGGGACACAAUUAUGGCACCUACUGAUAAUCCCCAUAGUCCAAAGCAACCAUCAAUGAAACAGAUCGUGGAGGAGGCAAAGCAACUAAAGGAGAUCUUUAUCCCCCUCACCACCAUGCAUCUCAUAACAUAUCUGAGAUCCAUGACCUCUGUCCUGUGCAUGGGCAAACUUGGCAGCCUUGAGCUAGCUGGUGGUGCACUUGCCAUUGGGUUUACAAACAUCACUGGCUACUCACUUCUCAGUGGCUUAGCCUUGGGCAUGGAACCCAUUUGCAGCCAAGCCUUUGGUUCUCAAAAUCUUAAUCUUGUUCAUCUCAGUCUUCGACGCACAAUUCUCCUGCUACUCUUUACUUCAUUGCCUGUAUCACUUUUAUGGCUUAACCUGCAACCCGUCUUGGUCUAUUUUAGGCAAGAUCCUUCUAUCACAAAGAUGGCUAGCCUUUAUUCUGUCUUUGCCCUACCUGAUCUUAUCAUCAACAGCUUUCUCCAUCCGCUUCGUAUAUAUCUUAGAUGCAGAGGAAAUACUGCUCCUCUUAUGUGGAGCACCACCAUUGCUGUCAUUUUUCACGUUCCCCUGACCUUCUUGCUUGCUUUUGUACUCAAACUAGGCAUCCCUGGGAUCGCCAUUGCAUCCUGUUGCACCAACUUGAACACACUCAUUUUUCUUCUCAUGUACAUGCUCUACACUGGCUCCUGUCCACCAACUGGAUGCAAACAGGACCUCAUCUCUAAAGGUGACAACAAUGGUCAUUGGAUAACAUUGCUGCGUCUUGCACUGCCAAGUUGUGUAGGUGUUUGCUUGGAGUGGUGGUGGUAUGAGUUCAUGACACUUUCAGCUGGCUACCUUCCUGACCCACAUGUAACAGUCGCAGUUGCAGCCAUAGUCAUACAAACAACAUCUUUGCUGUAUGCAUUUCCGGUAGCACUCAGUGCAUCGGUCUCAACUCGAGUUGGCACCGAGCUAGGAUCUAGAAAGCCAAGUCAGGCACACCUGGCUGCACUUGUGGCCAUGGUGCUGGCCUUCGGGAUAUCACUGGUAGGUCUGGUUUGGACCAUAGUAGGAAGAAGGCUGUGGGGACAAGCUUUCAGUACAGAUGAAGAGAUUUUGAAGCUUACCAUGCAAGUUCUGCCUGUAAUUGGCUUAUGUGAAUUGGGCAAUUGUCCACAAACUACAGGAUGUGGCGUGCUUAGAGGCAGUGCCAGACCCAACACUGGUGCUAGGAUCAAUCUAAUUUCCUUCUACCUUGUAGGUUCUCCCAUUGCCUUAAUUAUGGCCUUCACCUUCCAGUUUGGGUUCUUGGGCCUCUGCUAUGGUCUCCUUGGAGCACAAAUCGCUGCUGCUCUCAUGGCUUUCACUGUGAUCUGGAAUACCAAUUGGGAGGAAGAGGCCCUCAAGGCUAAGCUUUUAGUAGGGACAGAUGCUUGUGAAAACAGGGAUGAUACGUCAAAAGCUGAUACCGACUUCUCCAAGGAAGACCAUACCGAAGUGUAAAGACAAGAGAUGAAAAAUGAAGGGGGAGCAGAGACUUUCUUGUACGUGGAUAGAUUAGUUGGAGAACUUGGUUUUCUGGCCUCUUCCACAUGGAUCUUUUGGUGCAUUACGAGCGCCCUCGUGUCUCUGUGUAUGCAGUGUGUUGCCUCAAGACAUGUACAAAUUCACCUUCAUCAUAGUUCAAUUUUGGUAGCUGCUGUAAUAAUGUAUUGCGAAAAAGAUGAAUUGGCUUUCUUCUUAUGAAGUCUUUUGUUUUCCUA